Molecule: messenger RNA, 321 nt
Organism: Arabis nemorensis
Lineage: Eukaryota; Viridiplantae; Streptophyta; Magnoliopsida; Brassicales; Brassicaceae
Source: the annotation of a GenBank genome assembly
AUGGAAUGUAUUAGAAGUGACAAGUUCAGAGAAUAUGUCAUGACCAGAGGAACAAUCAUCAAGGUACAACGGAGGUUUGGGGUUGAUAUAGAGGAACUUCCUGAACAGAUUGAUACCUCCACUUACAGCUUCGUCUCGGUGGAGGAAACCUCUUCAGUUUACAACCUUAUACGUGUUCUUAUUGUUGGAAUUUCUGCAGCCGUAGAGAAAACUCUUCUCAGAAAAUUCAAGUCCACACCUAAAAGUCUGGAUAACAAUGCUUCAACGUGUUUCAAAGAAACAAAACGAUCAUACAAGUCUUCUUCAAGUGCUUCAAAGUGA